AUACGCUCCGCCGCGUUCACGAAAACGGCCCGCCCUUUCUCUUUCACAGUUUCACUCUCUAACUGACUUCUCCCCUUCCAUCCUCUCUGCCCUCUUCUUUUCCUCCCCAGGUCUCCCCCCAUUCCCUCUCCUCACAGAGGUUCCCUUCCCUUUCUUUGCUCUCUUUUUUCCCUGUCGCCGCGGCGAUAGGGUUCAGUUUUCCUUGCUCCGGCGGGCUGUAAAUGCUUUCGGCCCUCUCCGGCGAGUCAGAUCCGGUGGUGGCUGUGUUCUUGUUUGUUCUGGUGGUAUUGAUUCGAGUGGGAAGGGAAGGGGUCUCUUUGGUCUUGGGCGAUUCGGAGACAUGCCUGCGUUCUACGCUUACGGAGAUGGCGGGUGCCUCGUCUCGGCCCCGGCGGAGCUGGUCGGGCUGUUCUGCCGCGGCGUGCAGCAGCGGAAGCGCACGCUGGCGGCCGCGUCCGCGGUCGCCGCAGCGGCGGUGGAGUGCUUGAGGGCCGCCAAGAAGCAGAGGCAGCUGCCGCUGCCGUCGCUGGACGCCCUCCCGGACGAGUGCCUCUUCGAGAUCCUGCGACGCCUGCCUGGCGGCCGCGAGCGCGGCGCCUCCGCCUGCGUCUCCCGCCGCUGGCUCGCGCUCCUCGGCAGCAUCCGCGCCUCCGAGCUCGGCGAGGCCGCGGCGGCGGUCCCGUCGCUGCCCGACCUGAACGAGGAGUUUGUCAUGGAAGAAGAGGAUAAGGACGAGCCCCCCGCAGAUCACUUUGUCGAGAGGGUCCUCGAGGGCAAGGAGGCCACCGACAUCCGCCUGGCGGCCAUGGCCGUCGUCGCCGGAUCCCGUGGCGGGCUGGAGAAGCUUGCUGUCCGCGGAAGCCACGGGACACGUGGCGUCACGGACCAGGGACUCUCGGCUGUUGCACGCGGCAGCCCGAACCUCUGCUCGCUCGCCCUCUGGGACGUGCCGCUUGUGACCGACGCGGGGCUCGUCGAGAUUGCCACCGGGUGCCCCUUGUUGGAGCGUCUGGAUAUCUCUCGCUGCCCGCUUAUCACGGACAAGGGCCUCGCCGCUGUCGCGCAGGGGUGCCCCAACUUGGUUUCUCUGACCAUCGAGGCAUGCUCCGGUGUUGGCAAUGAGGGCCUCAGGGCGAUUGGCCGCUGCUGCACGAAAUUGCAGGCUGUGAACAUCAAGAAUUGCAUACAUGUCGGCGACCAGGGUAUCUCAAGCCUGGUGUGCUCUGCUACCUCCUCACUGGCUAAGAUCCGGCUUGAGGGAUUGAACAUCACUGAUGCUUUGCUUGCUGUGAUUGGUUACUAUGGGAAGGCUGUCACUGACCUCACUCUUGCUCGCCUUGCCACUGUCAGCGAGAGGGGGUUUUGGGUUAUGGCUAAUGCUGCUGGACUGCAGAACCUAAGGUGCAUGAGUGUUACCUCAUGCCCUGGAGUCACUGAUCUUGCGCUCGCUUCUAUUGCCAAGUUCUGCCCAAGCUUGAAGCAGCUUUACCUCAGGAAGUGUGGACAUGUGUCAGAUGCUGGCCUUAAGGCUUUCACAGAAUCAGCAAAGGUGUUGGAGAACUUGCAGCUUGAGGAAUGCAAUGGGGUUACUCUUGUUGGUAUUCUUACGUGCCUCCUCAACUGCAGUCAGACGUUCAGGGCUCUCUCUUUGGUGAAAUGCAUGGGGAUUAAGGAAAUCUGUUCUGCGCCUUCACAGCUUCCUGUAUGCAGAUCACUUCGUUUCCUGACAAUCAAGGAUUGCCCAGGUUUCACUGAUGCAAGCUUGGCCAUGAUGGGGAUGAUUUGCCCUCGGUUGGAGCAGGUUGACUUGAGUGGUCUUGGUGAAGUCACUGACAAUGGGCUUCUUCCGUUGAUCCAGUCUUCUGAGGCUGGUCUGAUCAAGGUUGAUUUGAGUGGUUGCAAGAACGUCACAGAUGUAGCUGUUUCUUCCCUGGUGAAGGCGCAUGGAAAAUCUCUUAAGAAAGUCAGUCUUGAGGGUUGCAGCAAGAUAACAGAUGCAAGCCUCUUCGCCAUCUCCGAGAGCUGCAUUGAGCUUGCCCAGCUUGAUCUUUCGAACUGCAUGGUUAGUGACUGUGGUGUUGCAGUCCUGGCAUCAGCAAGGCACCUCAAGCUUCGUGUUCUCUCACUGUUUGGCUGCUCCAAGGUUACUCCAAAGAGUGUGCCGUUCUUGGGCUACCUGGGCCAGUCUUUGGAGGGCCUCAAUCUUCAGUUCUGCAACAUGAUUGGCAACCACAACAUUGCAUCAUUGGAGAAGCAGCUCUGGUGGUGUGACAUUCUUGCUUAGGCAUACAAGAUAGUUCGAUGCUGGAGGGACUGAUGUCUACUGGGUCAGCCGCUUCCGGAUGCAGAUAUAUGUCAGUAGCAGUAGCACAACCAGAAGAUCUUCAGCUUUUUGGCUCGCAUGAGUCAUGGUGGUGGGCUUCCGCAUUGUUCAAGGACCGGUUUUUUAGGGGUUGCUUUCUAGCCGAGUGCUCGUUUUUCACAGAUCACCUCUCACGAGGUUCAUCUGUUUUUUGAGCCUUGGCUGCCUCCACUGGCUUCCUGCCCCUCCUUCCAGACAUUGGUCCUUGCCAUUAUAGUCAUAAGGUUUCUUUAGGUUGCCGUAGUGUUCGUGUCCUUUCUUUAUUUCUUACAGGUUAUGAAGUUGCAGGCACCCAAUGGCAGCUCUCGAGUAUCAUAACAAAUCCACCAGCGAUGCCGGUAUAGGUCAUCGUUUGUAGCCUGCUGACGCCGGAGUGUCUGUCGACUUGUGCCUUGUGUAUGGUUGUCGAGUUCAAGUCUGUUGGAGUCUUUGAUGUGUCAUGUGCUGUUCUCUGUGGUGUGUAAGGGUCAUGUAGGGUUGCUUCUUUUUUGCAGUCUCUUUGGGAUGCCUGGUGUUCGUGGUGAUCUUGGCCAUGGCAAGGCGCAUACUAGAGCCUUGCCUUGACAACCUUGCAUGGUUGUUCUUUUUUAGCCAAAUCCCUAUUUUUUCAGGCAGAUUGUUGAGUACUGUAAUCUUGGCGACCCUCUAUGAAUAAAUGAAGUAUGUGUUUAUGUUCGAA
Molecule: messenger RNA, 3041 nt
Organism: Phragmites australis (common reed)
Lineage: Eukaryota; Viridiplantae; Streptophyta; Magnoliopsida; Poales; Poaceae
Product: EIN3-binding F-box protein 2-like
Exons: 2
Coding region: 341-2284 (647 amino acids)
Biological process (GO): SCF-dependent proteasomal ubiquitin-dependent protein catabolic process
Cellular component (GO): SCF ubiquitin ligase complex
Molecular function (GO): protein binding
Source: RefSeq, a predicted model, not a curated record